AUGUUUUCUUUCCGGAAUCUCAUUAUCGUGCUCUUCCUGGCUUUAGCCUAUGCUGAGCCACUAAAAGUCCGAGAUACACGUGGAAUAACUCAAGCUGAGCUCAAUCAAUUCGAAUUAUUGGCGCAAUAUGCGGGGGCAGCAUACUGCUAUGACAAUAUCCAGAAUGGAACUGGCAACACAGUUGCUUGCACCCGUGAAGGAGGCUAUUGCCCAGGUGUAGAGGCCCUUCAAACAGUGAUAUUGGAUAGUUUCUUCGACGUUGGAAUAACCCAGACCGCAGGAUAUGUGGCGAUUGACAGGAGCCAUCAGCUCAUCAUUGUCUCAAUUCAAGGUACAUCGAUUGCGUCUAACCCCAUUGAUGCUUUGACGGAUCUCAAUAUUGCGCGGAGUAAGACCACUCUAUGUGGUAAAGCCAAUACUGUUGAUGGCUGCUUGAUCCAUGACGGUUUCUGGCAAGCUGCAAAUGAUGUCUUACCAAUCGUUGAGACAACUAUCAAUAUUUCGCUGGCCAUGAAUCCGGAUUUCAAGAUCGUUACCACUGGUCACAGUCUCGGAGCUGCAAUUGCUGCACUCCUGGGAGCAAAGUUGAGAGAUGAUGGACACAUCGUUGACAUGUAUACAUUCGGGCAGCCAUCUGUUGGAGCCGUGGAUGUUUCAAACUACAUUGAAAAUCAGGCCCCAGCACAAGGAAACAAUUAUCGAGUCACGCACUACAACGAUGUCGUUCCUCAACUUCCAGAGCACAAUUUGGAUUGGGGAACCUGGGAUCACUACUACCCCGAAUUCUGGAUCUCAAGGCAGAAUGGCACAGUGCAAGCAAGUGAUAUGCUGGUUGUUACAGGACGGCUGUAUGAGACUGGUGGUAACGAAGGAGAUAAGACCGGCCUGGGUGUGGUGGUUGAUCUAAUUGAGGGUCUGCCAGCGCACUAUGUGUAUUUCAAUCCAAUAUCUGGCUGCGAUGCGAAUGCACCUGCCGCAGUUGCGUCGAGUGGAUGAAGGGGCAGAGAGAACUAAUCAUCCUGGUAAGCUGAGGUACAGUGAGCAUUAUCUUUGCUAGAAAUGAUAGUUGGUAGAAAAAAUGAAACGAGAUUCCAGAAAAUGAUCAGAGCUUGCAAAAGUAAA
Messenger RNA from Mollisia scopiformis, 1122 nucleotides. RefSeq names its product alpha/beta-hydrolase. Bases 1 to 996 code for a protein of 331 amino acids. Gene Ontology annotation, biological process: lipid catabolic process. The transcript has 4 exons. Lineage: Eukaryota; Fungi; Ascomycota; Leotiomycetes; Helotiales; Mollisiaceae. The record is from RefSeq and is a predicted model, not a curated record.